Messenger RNA from Eimeria maxima, 1476 nucleotides. RefSeq lists its product as hypothetical. The transcript has a single exon. Bases 1 to 1476 code for a protein of 491 amino acids. The record is from RefSeq and is a predicted model, not a curated record. Lineage: Eukaryota; Apicomplexa; Conoidasida; Eucoccidiorida; Eimeriidae.
AUGGUUCUUCGGGUGCAUCAUCAGGUGCAGCAGCAGCAGCAGCAACAGCAGGAGCAGCAGAAUGAUCACCAUGACCAUGACAAUGAUGACGAAGAUGAUGAACAACAGCAGCAAAAGAAACACCACCACCGCCACCAUCCUCAUAACCCCCAGGAGCAGCAACAGCAUCAGCAGCAUCAGCAGCAUCAGCAGCAUCAGCAGCAGCAGCAGCAGCAGGAGGAAGGAGGCCAAUUAAAAAGAUUAGUAGUAUGUGGUGCAUUAAUAGAAAUAUUAGCAAAUGAGGAAAGACAGAUACAAGCCUUAUGGGUAUGUCCUAAUCUAAGCAGCAGCAGCACAAGAUUGCUGCUAGAUGUAUUCUUACGUGUUGCUGCAGCAGAAGCAUUUGCUGCACAAGAUAAUACACAAGCAACAAGCAGCAACAAUAGCAGUAGCAGCAGCAGCAGCAGCAGCAGUAACAGCAAGAAAAAACGAGAAAAAGAUAACAAAUAUGAGAAAAAUAACAAACAUUGCAGCAGCAGCAGCAGCAGCAGCAACAGCAGCAGCAGCAGCAGCAACAGCAGCAGCAGCAAGGUAGGAAGAAGCAAAAAAGAGAAAGAAAAGGCAGAAAAGAAAGGUAAAUCAUCUAAGGACAAACGUAAGCAGCAGCAGCAGGAGGAAGAGGAUGAGAAGGAUGAUCAUUAUGGUUUGCUGCCUGUACAGCAGCAGCAGCAGCAGCAGCAGCAAAAAAAGUUGCUGUUUGCUUCCUGCAGCGAUAUAUUUGAAUGGCCAAGACAAGCAGCAUUCUUAAUUGCUGCUGAGCAGCUAAUAGGAUUUAAUUUACAUUGUGAGUUGCUGCAGCAGGAACCAUCUGCUGCUGCUGCUGCAUCUGCUGCUGCUGCUGCAGUUGAUACAGCAGCAGCAGCAGCAGCAGCAGAUAUUGCACAUGUAGAUCAUGGCUUCGGCAAAAAAUUUGCUGAAGGAUGUCCAUGCAGAGAUCUUGUUCCUGCUGCUGCUGCUGCUGCUGCUGCUGUUUCUGGUUCUAAGAAAUCAGGAGGAGGAGGAGGAGCAGCAACAGCUACAGCAACAGCAGCAGCAGCAGGAGGACAACAACAACAACAACAACAACAACAACAGCAGCAGCAGCAGCAGCAGCAGAAUGAUAUACAUUAUUUUUAUGCAAUAUCUGAGGGUUUGCUGCUGCAGCAGAUACCUGCGCAGCAGCAGCGGCAGCAGCUGCUGCUAGAGUUAACAGCAAAAGAGAGGGAGUUGCUGCCUCCUAAUUGGGAGAAGCAGGAAGGAUGGAUAGAUGCAUUGCAUCAGCUUGCUGCUGCUGCUGCUGCUGCUAAUGCUGCUGCUGAGGUGUAUGCGCACCUCCCUCUGCUGCCGCAGCUACUUGAGGAUACACCGCAAAAUAUUAUUAAUGAUGAACUUUGUGGUCUUUCUUAUGAGCAUGCGCUGUCUAUACACCAUAAACUGCAACAAUAUGCACAUUAUUAA